GUGUCGUCACUGUCUACUCAUGACGCAGUUGACGAUGUAAACAAGAGAAGACAGUCGAGGGCAGAAGGGAUCAAGCAGGCCGACGUCACCUCAAAUGAAAGCCGUUAAAUACUCUUUAGACGGCCGUCAUGGGGCUCCCCGUCACGAUUAAAGUCAAUUUUCGUGGGAAUGUGAAGAGAUUCCUGGCUCAGGAUGUGGACAAAUUGGAGUGGGAGUCCGUGGAAGCCUGGAUCAAAGCGUCAUUUGGGAUCAACCACUUUCAAGUUAAAUACUUUGAUGAAGAUAAUGAAGAGAUCUGCAUAAACAGUCAAGAUGAAUAUGAAGAAGCAAUCAAGAGUGCAGAGAAGCAGGGGAACCAGCUGCACAUGAAUGUGUACAAGAUGAAAGGCCAGGCAUGCGGCGGUCCUCUGAAGGCGGAGGUGAAGGAGCUUAAAGGAGACCUCCGACCUGCUCCACCUUACCCGUCAAGAGUUAAAUCCGUGGACAAAGGCACUCAGAUCACUCCAGAGCGAGAAAGCGUAGCAGUAAAAGAAAACAAGGGGAAUAAACCUGAUGAUGAUCCUCCUCCUAUGUGGUUCAGAUCGUACAUGGAGAAGUUUAAGGACGAAGUUGUAAAGGAGGUGGUGGAACGGAUGUGCAAUGACUUCUCCGGCCAGUGUUGUACUCACAAAUCCUCCGACGGGCUCCAAGAGGACUGUGGGGCCAUUGAAGGACCUAUAGGGCCCCGACCGGGCCCCUCCACCUCUAACGGAUCGCUCGGGUACACCCCAAACUGCAGCACCUGCAACAAGCUCACCUCUGAGGGGGCUUACAAGUGCAGUGUGUGCCCAUCAUGCAUCCUGUGUGAGAUGUGCAGGCACAGCCAUGAUCCGAGCCACAGCCUCGUGAGAACCAAGACGCCUCUCUCCAUCCCCGAGCAUGGAAUGUCGGGAGAGUUUAGGUUCCCAAGGCGAGGAGACAGGACUGUGCGCAAGGCCGAGAGACAGCGCCUCAAAGCUGAAAGAAGGCAGCUGAAAGCAGAGGUGAAGGAAAUCAAGAAGAAACUGAGGCUGGAGAAGAGGGGGAUGCAGUGGAGCGGACCCUCUACCUCAGACAGAGCCAGCCUGGCAAACAUGGCGUCCACAUCCACCCAGUUCCCGGCGCUGCCUCCUCCCGCUGCCUCAGAAUCAGCCUCAGGUCCCGCCACAGACCCAGGUCACAUCCCAGCCCCGGUCCCCGACCCCCAGGCCUCCAGUCCAGAGGGUCCCGGGGUCUCGCACACGUCCUUGGUGCCCACUAUGGCUGCCUUGUUUCUGGAUGAAAAUCUGCCUGAUAACACCCGUCUGGAGCCUGGUACCAAGUUCAUCAAAUACUGGAAGAUGAAGAACUCGGGCACAAUCAGCUGGACUUCAGAGACCAAGCUAGUGUUCAUGUGGGGAAACCUCGGCUUGGCGUCGGAGGAGAGGAGGGAGGUUCCAGUGCCCCUGCUGCUUCCGGGACAAGUGGGCGUGGUCAGUGUGGCCUUUGUUGCUCCCGUCAUGGAGGGGAUGUACACCUCCCACUGGCGGCUGGCGCACUGCGGCUGUCAGUUCGGCCCGCGGGUCUGGUGCAGCAUUGUGGUCGACUCUGGCAGCAGCCGCAACGGGCUCGGGCACCAAAGCAAGCGAUUGAAGGAGGAGGUGAAGCCGGCAGAGAAGGAGGUGACACCCAAGGAAAGUGGUUCUGCCUUCGCUGCAGACCUCCCCCAAGAAGACUUCUACUUCCCAUCAGUCGACCUGCUGACCGCACAGGAUCUGCUUUCAUUUGAGUUGCUGGACAUAAAUAUUGUGCAAGAACUAGAAAAAGUCCCCAACAACACUCCUGUUGCUUUGACCCCCUGCAUCUCCCCCCUCCCCAGUGAUUCAUCUUUAUUGGAAAGGACAAUGACUUCACAGAUGAAGGAUGAGUCAGAGAUCACAGGAGUCCGUAAACUCUUCGGAGUCAAACUGAGGCCCAAAGACGUGUCGGAGCCCGCAGCGCAAGACGAGGAGAAGGAGGAGGAGAUCAGUGGAGCUCAGUUCCUCUGCGAGACGGUGAUCCGCUCCCUCACGCUGGAGGAAGCCCCGGACCACAGGCCCCCGCGCCGAGCCAAGCACAGCAGCCUCAAACCGCAGGUUGUUACCCGGGGGCCCGGCUUUGGCUUUGAGAGGGGAGUCGGGGUGGAGGACAAGCAGAAGGUGAAAGUUAAGCAGGAGGAGAUUAAUGCCGACAGAAUCCAGAGUUUAGCGCCGCCUGUAAAUACCGUCUUCAACCAACUGACCCAGGGAGAGGACGACUCAAGGCCGGAUCCUGAGCUCGGAGGUGAAAAUGUAAACCUUAAUAUCAGUUCACAUCACGAUAAUGAGGACAAAGAGGUUUUGCAUGCUAUGCAAAACAUGAAGGAGAAGAAUUGUGAGAAAGAAGAAGGCAGAACCAGAGAAGACUGGGAUGAGGUCAGCAGCCAGACGUCCUCCGUCUCCUCCAGCGACGACUACAUCAUCGUCCUCCCGGACUGCUUCGACACCAGCCGGCCCCUGGGCGAGUCCAUGUACAGCUCCGCCAUGUCGCAGCCUGACACCGCCGCCGCCGCUGCCACGGCAGCUUCUUCGACCGACCCGGACCAAGAGCAGGAAAAGGACGAGCCCUGCAACUUUGAGCCAUGCAGGGAGGCGCCGCUGAUGGAGAGGGAGGAGGAAGAGACCAUCGCCGUGGAGGAGUCGCUGGGGAACACCUGGCCUCUCCACGUCUCGCCCAUCCACAGCAGCGUGAACCAGAUGCUGUGCGCGUCCCAAACGCUCGACGCCGUGACGCUCACGCCUGAAGUGGUGCCGCCGCCUGUCGUGCCUCAGCCUCUGCACCCCACACCUGUCAUCUACUCACCCAGAUCGGAGGCGCUGUAUCUGGCUGGGGAUCCCAGUCCUCCAGCCUGUGAACCGUACGAGCCGCAACAACCACGAGUUCACCUAAAUGUAUCAUCCGGUCUGUCCAGAUCAGCCGGCUCAGCAUGCAGUGCCUUUGAGGCGUACAAUCCGAGAGCGGGCAAAGCGCUGCAGCCAAGGGGCCAAGGAGGCAUCACAGAGGGACUUGUCAAAGGGGCCCUUUCUGUGGCCGCAUCUGCUUAUAAGGCUCUCUUCACUGGACCAAACUGUUCCAUACAGCGAGGGAUCGACCCUGCCAGACAGGACCCUUCCAUGAUGGCCGUGCUGCUGGAGAUGGGCUUUAAGGACCAGCGGCUCAACCAGCAGCUGCUGAGGAAGCACGGCUACAACCUGCUGCACACCGUCAACGAGCUGGUCCAGAUGGCCGAGGAGAGCCAGAAUGAAGCUGCUGACCCUCCGCAAUGAAGGCGCCUAGACUCAUAGGAAAAAAUUAUCUCAGCUUUUGAGCUUAAUUUAAAAAGAGCAAUUAUAGAGUUGGGCUUUUAAAUGCCUCAUCUUCUUGUGUUUGGAUUUUUUUUGUUUGUUUGCUUUUUCAACAUUACACUACACUUUUUGUCUCCAAAUAUAUGGAAGAAAAAUUGAGAAUAUAUAUAAUGGCUUCUCUUUCCCAUUUUAAUUUAGCUUUACCGCUUUCUUCAAGUUAGCCAUCUACUGUACACCUUCUUGUAAAUGAUUCUUGUCGGUAGCUUUGUUUACCUGGGCCGUUGAGUUGUAUGUGUUGGUCAAAAAUGAGCGAAAACUGAAAUAUCGAUGAGUUAAGUGUUUUUCCAUCCCUGUGUUUGUAUGGCUGAUGUAGCUGCUUCCUCAGCGCUGUAAAAUAAUUGUGCUCUCUUAAGGUCGCACUAAUAUAUAGAGGUGAAAAUGAAACUUUGUGAGGUGAACCGGGUCAGAAAGGCUAGCUGUGGAGUAAACUGAUGCUACUGAUGCUGCAUGGGUUAAGAGUCAGAGUGCAGUAAUAAGAAUAAAUAUUUAAGUUUUUUCUUUUUCUUUUUUUUUCUUUACUUAUUGUAGUGAAAUUUGCCUAACAAUGCAAUCUUCUUCUGUAUCAGAGUACUGUUAUUUUAGACGUUGACAUGUGGAAUGUAAACCAAACUCUCAGAACGGAUCACUGUUCAAAUUUGGAUGUUUUUGGACACCUGCAUGAUGAAUAGAGGCUAUUAGAGACGAGUCAUGUUCUUGUGGUCUUAGCACAGUCACAGUGAAACAAAAACACAGCUUUGUGACAUCUUUUAUCAUCCCCCUUUCCCUGCAUUUUUACGUCUUGGUCAAAAACUCAAAGUGAAACCCAGCAACUUUCAGUUAGCACUAAUUAAACUGAGAUGUCUCUUAAAACACAUUCCUCAAGCUUAUGGACCCAAGUAUAUUUGAUUUGAUUGCGUUGCCUCUUGUGUGCGAUGAUGAUUAGUUUACCGAAACAUGCUUGUCAUGUAAGCUGACAUUGUGUUGUGUCUGGACUUAACUUUGCGCGCGCGCGUGUGUGUGUGUGUUUGAGCUUUUUAGGAACCAUCGUUUUCUUAUGUUUACAAUUGUUCAAGUAAAGAGAAAAAAAACAACAUGCUCUUAAGAGUAAUUCUGAAUAUAUCUACCUUGCUUGUCAAAUUAUUCUUCUGCAACAGAGUGUACACUUUAAAUACUCUUCUCCCAAUCUGCCAAUAAACUCUUUGCCCAUCUGCUUCUUUCCACCUUGACACUGAAAAUCUAGAGAUGUAGGUCUGAAAGUUGGUACAGAAAAUAAAUCCUUUAAGAUUCA
Messenger RNA from Gambusia affinis (western mosquitofish), 4686 nucleotides. RefSeq names its product NBR1 autophagy cargo receptor a (gene nbr1a). Gene Ontology annotation, molecular function: ubiquitin binding. Lineage: Eukaryota; Metazoa; Chordata; Actinopteri; Cyprinodontiformes; Poeciliidae. The transcript has 22 exons. The record is from RefSeq and is a predicted model, not a curated record. Gene Ontology annotation, biological process: macroautophagy. Gene Ontology annotation, cellular component: phagophore assembly site. The coding region runs from base 129 to 3341 and encodes 1070 amino acids.